AUGAGUCAAUUCAAUCAUAUACCGACCGAGUCUCAAAUAUUGUUAACCAAAUUUGAUCCAAUGGAGACACCAUAUGUUAAAAUAAUUCGAAAAAUAUUAAGAACUUUAACCAAAAAAUUUGAUCAUAUUGUGGCUGCUAUAGAAGAAUCUAAUAAAGAUUUAAGUUCACUCACCAUGACUAAAUUAAUGGGCUCUUUAUUAGCACAUGAAGAAAGAAUGCGUAAAUUUGAAGAGCAACCAAUUGAACAAGCUUUUCAGGCUAAAUUAAAAUUUUCUAAUAAUGGAAAAAAUAUAAAUGGCCACGGUAAUAAUUUUCAACCAAAAAAGGGUAAUUUUAACAACCGUGGUAGGGGGAGAGGAAAUCAUAAAAAUCAAGGGAGCCGAGAUAACAACUCUUAUUGCAUAUUAUGCAAGAAAAACAAUCAUAAUACAAGAGAUUGUCGGUACAAAUGCAAAAGAUGUACUCGACACUCUCAUUUUGAAAAAGAUUGUUAUUUUCGGCAAAAGGAAGAGGCUAAUUUCACAGAAAAUAAUGAUCAAUUAUUUUACACAUGUCUGAAUGCUCAAGAAGAGCAAACUGACACAUGGUACAUCGAUAGUGGUUGCUCCAACCACAUGACCGGAAAUAAAAAUUCAUUUGCUAAUCUUGAUGAAAAUAUAAAAUCACAAAUAACACUUGGUGAUGGGAGUAACCAAGUACUUGCCGGAAAAGGAACAAUUGUUGUUAAAACAAAAAACGGCUCCUCUAAAUUCAUCCCCGAUGUCUUUUAUGUCCCUGGGCUAGCACAAAAUUUGUUAAGUGUGGGUCAGUUAGUCUAA
Molecule: messenger RNA, 819 nt
Organism: Amaranthus tricolor (Joseph's coat)
Lineage: Eukaryota; Viridiplantae; Streptophyta; Magnoliopsida; Caryophyllales; Amaranthaceae
Exons: 1
Coding region: 1-819 (272 amino acids)
Source: RefSeq, a predicted model, not a curated record